CCUCCGCUGCAUUGCUGGAGGCGGCAUAGCUGCAAAAGCACCAUCCAUGGAGGAGGCCAUGGCGAACACCACCACAUCAGCAGGUGGACUCGGAGUUGCACUCGACGAUGCAAAACGGCGGUCGUCGACGAGCGCCAGUGCUGCAACGCAGCAACUCGUCCACGACUGCCGGGAUGUGUUGCAACCUCGACUGCGCUGCAGUGCAACCUUGUGCUCCCGCGGAGGAGCUGCAGUGAAGCGCUCAUCGCCGGAGCUGCAAUGGAGCGCUCGUUGCCCGCCGAGGAGCUUCAAUGGAGCACUCGCGCGACGGCGGCGGAGCUGCAAUGGAGCGCUCGACGCCAAUGGAGGUGCUGGAAUGGGGUGCUCUUCGCCGGCGGUAGAGCUGCAAUGGAGCGCUCGUCGCUCGCGGAUGAGCUUCAAUGGAGCACUCGCGCGACGGCGGCGAAGCUGCAAUGGAGCGCUCGUCGCCCGUCGAGGAGCUUCAAUGAAGCACUCGUGCGACGGCGGCGAAGUUGCAAUGGACCGCUCGUCGCCCGUGGGGAGUUGCAAUGGAGUGCUCGUUGCCGGCGACCGAGCUGCAAUGGAGCGGUCCGAUGAAGCACUCGCACGAGGGGUCCAGAUGCUUCAUCGCAUCGCUCGCCAGCGGCUCGAUGCAGCGUCGCCGGCGGCUCUCGGGAGUUCGGUGUUUGCAAUGAAGCGUUGCUGCCACGCUGCGAGUCGACGCCGCUACAUGACCGGCGGCGAUGAUGCGUUGUGGCGGUGUUGUAGGGAGGCACCGGGGUGAUGCAGGGGGCAGCCGUCCACAGGGGUGGUGCUGCCACGAGCGCGAGCAGCGUUGCGGCAAUGGCAUGCGAGGCAUGGCGGCUGCGAUUGUGAGCUCGUCGGAGCUCACCGCCCUAUCUAGGCAUCUCGUCUCGUCGUGUGUGUUGAAUUUGUUUGUUGGCUGUGAGGCGAGAAAGACAAGGCCACAGAGGCGUUGUAUUUGCCUGAGAACGACGUGAGUAAGUUGAAUGAAUCCAACGGCUCGAUCGGACGGCUGGGUACCCGACUUAUUUCGCUAGGAAAUAAGUCGGCUGAUUUGUAGCAGCUGCCUUUCUUCUCUAUUAAUUUCUUCUCCAUUUAACGCAGAAUGUCUAUUCCCUGCCCUGUCAUUUCAUUUGGGGAAACACUUUCCAUCAGAGGUCUGAUUUCUUUCCUUCGUCAGACCAAUCUUAUACCAUUGAUUCCUUUUCCAUCGUAUGGCCGAGAACCUCUCCCUCUCUUCAAUCCAUGCGCUCAUUAAUCAACCCGUUAAUCAUGCACCCAUGGUUAGGGAAAUCAAAACGGAAUCAUAAUUAAUCGCUUGGUCGCUCCACCGCUGUUCUCGCCUUGUUCAGCGAUCCCUCCUGCCGCCGUAGCGCAGCCCAUCGUGCUGGAUCACAGCGCCGACGUCCUCUCCCAAAGGCCCUAACGGCCUUCAGUAACGGCACACCAAGGUGACCGGGAGCCUCACCAACGAUGCAGAGGAGGUCGAUGUUGCCGGUGUCUGGCUGGGCGUCCGUUCUUCACAACGACAAAAACAACCAUGCAUCGUUGGUCCAGCCGACAUGCUACAUACGUUCUGUGCUUUUGCAUUUUCAGUCCGUAUAGAUUGCUUUUUUAUUUUUACCGUGUCAAGCUUUUCCUCGUCUCCAUGCUUCCUACGUGUAUGUAGUCAUUUUUAUAUAGCAUUUUUUCAUUCUUCCCGCGAGCUUCCAAAUCAUACUUCAAGUGCUUCUUCGGUUUAUGCAGGUUGCAUCCGUAUUUCCUGCUUCUUAUUUUAUAAUUUUUGUGUUAUAUCCUCAUUAUCACAUGUGUCUUCAUUCCAGGUAGUUUGUUCACAUAGUUCCAGCUUAUCAUUUUUAUUAAAUCAUUCACAUUUGAACGCACGUAUGUAAACAUUGCCCUUCUGCGCUACAUUCAUGCUUCCACUGUGUGUCAUGAAUGUUUUGAUAGAUCAAAUCAUUGCUUCAUAUAAGCCAUGAUUUCUACCUUUAUGUUUUGCAUAUGCCUCUAUGGCAAUGAUUUUUUUUCUCCGUAUCAAUUCUUUAUGCUUCCACAACCUAUCAUGUGUGCUGUGAUAGAUCAAGCUAUUCCUUGUAAGCUAUGCUUCCUACUUUUAUGUUUUUAUAUUAAUGACUCUUUUUUCUUUAUCUCAAAUUGUACUCCUCCACUGCCUAGCAUCUAUGUUGUGAUAUAUCAAAAUGUGUCAUAUUUUUCUCAUGUGUUUCUGUUAUACAAAUGUUUUGUGCCACACACUUCCAACCAUGCAUCAUUGGUUUUCCAAUCACCUUGUACUGCCCUCUCCGCCGACAUUGUCGAUAUGAUGGCAACAGAGGUGGUGGAGGUGGUGAAGGUAACAGAGGUGGUGGAAGCAACAAAGGUCACUGAGAUCUCGGUCCUUAUCACGACGCUGCAGCCCAAGACAAUACCCACGCUUCCCUGAUAUAUUAGGCCUGAAUUGUAUCAUAUUUUGUUGUAAUGUAAUUAAUAUGUGUUGUAUUAUAUAUUGGUUUCAUGGAAGUAGAUUCUCUAUUCUUUGGAAGCAAAUUUUCGUUUCUUGUGGAAACAAUGUAUAGCUAUAACGGAAACCAGUUCUAUUUUGAGUGGAAGCAAAUAUAUAAAUAUAAGCAAAAUUAAGUUGCAGUGGUAACAAAUCUAUGAGUCGAUGGAAAUAAGUUGUUGCUUGGUUGGAAGCAAGAUAAACAUUUAUACACGCAUUUUCAUCAAAUUGAGACAAAUUUGAUUGUACGCACCUGAAGCAUAUUAUUGAGUGGAUGGAAGCAAAUAUGCAUUGGCUCAAAAUAGAAUAUGUAAAAUAGAGAAAUAAAUCAUGUGGACAAAAUGAUGCAUCAAUCUUGGAAGCAAACUAAUUAUGGUGAGCUUAAUUAGGAAGCAAACAAUUGUUUGGAAGCGGCAAUAUAUAGAAAUGAACUGCCACUGGCCCACCCCGUAAAAAAAGGGGCAACCACCGGGCCAUGCACACUAGCAGUUACGACGAAGCAGCCAAUUAAGGCUUCAAUCCAGCAAAUCAUGCGGCGGAGUUUCCUGACAGAUCGGACGUUGGUGGUAAAUUCGAUCGAACGGUCUAGGACUAGUCCGAUGGGAAGAGAUCAUCAGUAGUCUCAUGCCUAGUGCUUCCCACUUUCAUUUGGGUGGUUCUGCCGUAAAUUAUGGAAAUAAAAAAAAUCUAUGAAGACAAAAAAAA
This is a messenger RNA of Aegilops tauschii subsp. strangulata, 3226 nucleotides long. Lineage: Eukaryota; Viridiplantae; Streptophyta; Magnoliopsida; Poales; Poaceae. The record is from RefSeq and is a predicted model, not a curated record.